Molecule: messenger RNA, 1769 nt
Organism: Pieris rapae (cabbage white)
Lineage: Eukaryota; Metazoa; Arthropoda; Insecta; Lepidoptera; Pieridae
Gene: pofut1
Product: GDP-fucose protein O-fucosyltransferase 1
Exons: 4
Coding region: 482-1633 (383 amino acids)
Biological process (GO): protein O-linked glycosylation via fucose; Notch signaling pathway
Molecular function (GO): peptide-O-fucosyltransferase activity
Source: RefSeq, a predicted model, not a curated record
UCAUAUAACUAUAUACGUUUGCACUUUACAACAGCUUUGGUGAUGCCAACUCCUAUAGAAUCCCCCCCCCCCCCCUAGAGCCAACAUCGUAUACCUAUAAAGUAUAAUAUCAAUAAAGCUUUUGUAAAUAAAAUAAAAAAAAAAUAUAUAACAUUUCCAUCAUUGAGUAUUAUAGAUUUUUGAUAUUUCAGUUAUAAAUACUCUUGAAGUUUAUAUUUAUUUGGUUAAGUUUGUUGUUUGGGUUUAGGGUUAUAUUCUUAAUAUAAAUUGUAUGAUUUUGUGAAGUGUUUACUCAACACUGUGUAGUGGUUUAGUCACUGAAUUCCAGUUCCAGUAUAAAUUAUUCGCUAACGUAAUAUUUCAACUGUUUGGGUCAACAACUUUUAAAAUUGUAAUAAAUAUUAAAAUUGAGAGUUAGGCCAGAAUUAUAAUAAUAUAUAUAUAAGUCAAUAAUGUAAUUAUAAAACUUUUAACAUCCAUAAUGGGUAUCAUUCAAUAUAAUAUCCUUAACUGCUUAAUAAUUCUAGUAAAAAUAUUUAAUAUAAGUUAUUGUUAUGAUGCUAGUGGAUACAUUGCUUAUUGUCCCUGCAUGGGUAGAUUUGGAAACCAAGCUGAUCAUUUUUUAGGAGCACUAGCUUUUAGUAAAGCCCUUAAUAGGACAUUAAUUCUUCCUCCAUGGGUGGAAUACAGAUAUGGAGAAGUAAAAUCAAUUCAAGUCCCUUUUGACACCUACUUUGAAACAAAGCCAUUAACUGUUUACAACAAAAUUGUGACAAUGGAAACAUUUAUGCAAGAAAUUGCCCCAAACAUUUGGCCCCAAGACAAAAGGAUAUCCUUUUGCUACACUCCUAGAAUUGGGGAUUUAAAAAAUAGCUGCAAUGCAAAGUCCGGCAAUCCAUUUGGGCCCUUUUGGGACACUUUUAAUAUAGAGUUUAGUGAUUCUGAAUUUUAUGGACCUUUAAAUUAUGAUGCAUAUAAUGAAAUUAUAGUACAACAGUGGAUAAGUAAGUACAGACCACAAGAAUGGCCUGUGUUAGCUUUUACAGGUGCGCCAGCUAGUUUUCCCGUUCAGGCAGAGAAUGUACAUUUACAAAAAUAUCUUAAAUGGAAUUUCCAAAUGUUGGACAAAGCCAAGUCAUUCAUCAAAGAAAACAUGAAUGGUGGUGGUUUCUUAGGCCUUCAUUUAAGAAAUGGUCAAGAUUGGGUAAGAGCCUGUGAUCAUGUAAAAGAUAGCCCAACAUUGUUUGCUGCACCUCAGUGUGUUGGUUAUAAAAAUGAGAAAGGAACCUUGACAUCAUCAAUGUGCCUUCCCACUAAGAGUGAGAUGUUAAAACAAGUCAAGAGGGCACUUAAAAAGUCUCCAGACAUUAAGUAUGUUUUCGUUGCAUCAGAUUCCAAUCAUAUGAUUGAAGAGUUGAAGAAAUCAUUAAAGGACUUUCAUGUUACUGUUACUAAACUUAAUAACAGUGAUCCACAUUUAGAUCUAGCUAUCUUAGGCAAGGCUAAUUAUUUUAUUGGCAAUUGUGUAUCUUCAUUUUCUGCAUUUGUAAAGCGAGAUAGAGACGUCAGUGGCCUUCCAUCUGAAUUUUGGUGUUUUCCCAGCCGAAAGAAGUAUAGACAUGACGAACUAUAGGCUAAAAUGUGGAUGAAAACUUCCUUUGCAGUCACGUGAAUUAAAUUUUACUGAUAACUAUAUCUUACACUUUAGUAAGUUUAUAAUAAAAUAAUAUUUCGGUCUAGAUUUAAAUGUCAUAUUUUCAAAAAUAAAA